This is a messenger RNA of Brassica rapa (field mustard), 2952 nucleotides long. RefSeq lists its product as uncharacterized. Lineage: Eukaryota; Viridiplantae; Streptophyta; Magnoliopsida; Brassicales; Brassicaceae. The record is from RefSeq and is a predicted model, not a curated record.
GGGGGGGGGGGUGGGGUUAGAUCGCAUUACUAAUAUUCAGCUCAACUGGUGUUGUGAUAUGUUGCUAAUUAAUCAAAUCAUAUAAAUAUUCGAUGUGUAAUAAAUUCGUGUUUGGAAGAUUCGUCUCAUAUUUUCAGCGUCAUAGUCCAGCUUCUCAUCACUGCACACAGAAUACAAAGACUAUAUGAUAUAUUCAGUAUAUUAGUAAUAUUGGAUCUCGUACGACCGAUCAAUAUAACAUGACAGACAAUGAGCCACACUAUGCGGCUCGUAAGAUGCAAUCUUCAACGUGGCUCGAGUUUCCGUCCACAGCUCUUGUAUUAUACGUCUGUAUACAAAAAAAAACUGUUAUAUUUUUUUUUUAAAUAAGCUUAGAACUACUUUAUUAUAUACUUCCGAAAAUGUCCAUGAAGCUUCUUCGAAUUUUCUUGCUUGCUUAUUAAUAAUUUGUUACCUAUCCUAUAUAUAGCCCCCAAGGCCUUGGGGUAGGUAACACUAACACAUUAGAAUAAGACUAGUGUUCUUAACUUAUAAAAAAUGUCUCUCUACCCCACUCUUUGCUUUCUCAUCCUCCUCUCUCUCUGCCAUGGUUCUCACAGCGUCCAACCACGCCGGGCUCCUCAUCUUGAUGGGCUUCUCCCAAAUGGCAACUUUGAGCACAUCCCUCCCAAAUCAAACAUGAAGGGUCGACAAAUAAUCGGCGCACACUCUCUCCCUCACUGGGAAAUCUCCGGCCAUGUGGAGCUAGUCUCCGGUGGGCUUCAGCCCGGAGGAUUCCAUUUCGCGGUCCCACGUGGGGUCCACGCUAUAAGACUAGGAAGCUUAGCUUCCAUCUCUCAAGAGGUUAAAGUGAAUCGUGGUUUUGUCUACUCAAUAACAUUUGGAGCCACGAGGAGUUGCGCUCAGGACGAGAACAUCAAAGUCUCUGUGCCUGGUCAGGCAGACGAGCUUCCCAUCCAGACGGUCUUUAGCUCAGAUGGUGGAGACACUUACGCUUGGGCUUUCAAGGCAAUGUCGGAUGUGGUCAAAAUCACUUUCCAUAACCCUGGUGUUCAAAAGGACCGUACAUGUGGACCCCUCGUAGAUGUUGUCGCUAUCAAAGAGAUGCUUCCUCUCGGGUACAACAGAGGAGGAAACUUAGUAAAAAACGGAGGGUUCGAGAUCGGCCCACACGUGUUCGCUAACUACUCUACCGGAAUCUUGAUUCCGGCAAGAAUCCAAGACUUAAUCUCUCCGCUUCCGGGAUGGAUCGUUGAAUCUCUAAAACCGGUGAAGUAUAUUGAUAAUCGUCAUUUCAAGGUUCCGUCAGGACUCGCCGCCGUUGAGCUAGUUGCCGGCAGAGAAAGUGCAAUCGCUCAGAUCAUUCGUACGGUCGCCGGGAAGGCAUACACGCUCUCGUUCACGGUGGGAGACGCGCAAAACGGCUGUCAUGGGUCGAUGACGGUAGAGGCGUUUGCUGGAAAAGAACCGUUUAAGCUUUCUUUCGUGUCGGAAGGUAAGGGAGUUUUCAAAACCGGACAUUUUAAGUUUGUUGCCGAUUCUGACCGUACCAGGUUAACGUUCUACAGUGCGUUCUAUCAUACUAAGCUGCAUGAUUUUGGUCAUCUUUGUGGACCUGUUCUUGAUAGUGUUCUUGUACUCCCGGCCCAUUAACAAUUUGUGGUUCUUGAUUCUAUUCAUACUCAGAUAUUACAAAAGUUUCUCAAUAAAAUACCAUAUUUUAUAAGCAAUUUCUUCUUGGACUCUUUUUGUUGUUGUCAAAGUCAUUACAACUCAUACCGAUGAUGCAUGGGAUAUUUCCAUUCUGUAUGUAAAUUGAGUAUGUGUGGUGUGGAAUACGCUGAGAUACUGUUAAAUGAGAUUGUUGGUAUUAAAUUUUAUAAGGUUUGCAACUCAAACUCAAGUAACACGUAUUCUUUCAAGAUCGCUCUCAAGAUCAUUUUUUCAGAUCAUAACCGAGAUAAAAUACAGCACUCAUAAACUACAAAAUAAAGAUAGACAACAUUUAUUCAUAGAUUACAAAUAGAGCUGAAUCUUUGGUUUAUUCAAAUAAUCGAGUUUAUUUGAUUAGUUGGAUCAGUUGGUUUGAUAUUUUGUAGCGAAAAUAAUUGAAUAAAACAAUGAUUUUUUUACUCGUACUUGACCUGUCGGAAACGAGUAUUUGUUAUUUCAAGUACUUAUUCAAAAAUAUGUUAACUGCAAGUUAUUUGUUUUAUUCGAUUACUUGCUACUUAUAAGUAUUUAUUAAUUACUUGGAUAUAUUUCUAAGCUUCUAAAAAUUAUUUGAUAGAUAAUUAUUUUACAAGAAAAGGUUAUGAAAGUUUGUUUUAUUUAUUCGACUUGGUAAAAACACUAUAGUUAUUUUAAAUAAAAUAUUUUCACCUAAUAUAAAAAAUAGAAUUCAAUAAGAAAGUAUUGUUUACUUCUUACAACAAAUAAAUAUUUGUUUAAGGCUUUGGUUUUUAUGAUUUAUUUAUCAUUUUUUAGUUGUAAAAUAAGUAACGAAUAAUAUCAAGGUGAGUCGUAGUUUUUCUUGUGAUACUUGCUACUUACCUUGUAAGUAGCAAAACUCAGCGACUUGAUACUUGACUUGAGAACCACGGGUACUUGAAAAAACGAGGCAAGUACAGGUCAAAUAUCGAGUAUAAGGUAAGUAACGAGUAGUUGUGCCCAGCCCUACUUAUACUGAACUAAACUGGAAUUUAUUAAUUUUUUGGUUCUAGUAAAAUUCGAAUUGUUCUCCGUUUGUAAGUUUUAUAUAUUUCUAGUAAAAUUUGGUAUACUUAAAUAUGAUUUGGUAUAUAAAUAAGUUAUGAAACAUUGGAAAAAUUGAAACUGCGGUUAAUUUAUGGGGAUCUACUAAUAAACCAAAAUGAUAAUUAAAUUAACUUUGAAAUUACCCAUCGAUUUAAUAUGACUAAUCAAAUCAAAAGUUUAACAACAAAAGGUUCA